This is a messenger RNA of Ostreococcus tauri, 855 nucleotides long. Its product is annotated as unnamed product. Lineage: Eukaryota; Viridiplantae; Chlorophyta; Mamiellophyceae; Mamiellales; Bathycoccaceae. The transcript has a single exon. Bases 1 to 855 code for a protein of 284 amino acids. The record is from RefSeq and is a predicted model, not a curated record.
AUGAGCCCGGGGCUCGGGCGCGGGCGCGAUGGGGAGGAUGCGCUCAUGGGUGAUUUGUUGAGCGACGCCUUGAUCGGGGCGAGCGACGGUUCGCGGCGCGCGCGCGUGAACGGCGAGCGAGACGGGCGGUCGCGGAGUUUCGUCGCGAGCGUAGACCGAAUGGCGGGGACGUUCGAGCUCGGGGUCGAUCGACAGGAGGGGACGCGCGCGGAGCGAUCGCGCGCGGGCGGAUCGGACGGCGGCGGGGCGAAGCGAAAGCGCACGGAGAGCGCGCAGUUCCCAGGGCGCGUCGUGCGACGCGUGAUGGAGGAUGGAGACGAUGAUAGAGCGGCGCCGGGGGGUUGGGGCGAGUUGUGCGACAGAGAGUUUGAGUGUAAGAAGACGGCGAGGGUGGGCGUCGUGGAGUGGUACAGCAAGACGAGCGCGUCGAGCGCGCGAUUGAUCGUUGAUAAAUGGCGAGAGAGCAAGGUGCGAUACGUGUUGCGGUGUCAGCGCGCGAUGCCGAAGAGGCAAGAGAAGGGUAACAAGGAAGUGUGUAAGAGCAUCAGCGGGCGGUGCGCCAUGUGCGUGAACAUCGUGCUCAAUAAGGAUGCGCAAGUCUGGCGGGUGAGUCGCUCCGAGAGCGUGCCGUGUCACGACCCCUCGUGCGAGGAUUCCACGCGGCCGAACGUGAGUUCCGCCCAGUUUGCCGCCGCUCUCGUCGGAAUCGAACACGUCCCGGCGGAGAGAAAACACGAAUUCAUCACCAGAGUGUUGAAGGAGACCGGGUACAAGAUCUCCUCAGGGACCAAGCAGCGCGCCAUCGCGCUCGCGGAAGAUAACGCCAGGAAGGCCACCCACGGACCCCUCCGCUGA